AUGUCUGCUGACUUGCUUGCUGAGUUUGGGACAAAUACAAGCCAUGCUGGCUCCGCAGUGAAUACACAAGGGCUUUCACAAACACAAUCAAAUGAUUCAUUCUUCGACGAUGAUUUCGAUUCUUUUGUGUCGCCGGAACCUACAGACGCUGAUCCACUAGGAUAUCAAGGCUAUACAACAACUGUUGAUAAACUUCAUACUGGAGCUCCACAUGUCCCGGAUACAGCUACAUUGCCUCCAGUCUCUGAAGGCGCCGAGGUGUUAUUCGAUGCUUCUGAAGAUGUGAAAUUAGACGGGGAUGAAGACGAUUGGGGUAUAUUCGAGACGGCCAAUACCGCUCCGAGCGGCCAACUACUUGACAUCGAAGAUGACAACCAGCCACCGUCUACGGCAAAUUACAGACCAGAUUCAAUAGUAUCCAAUGCUUCGACGUCUAUUGAUCUUCUUUCGCUUGAAGACAAGCCACAUUCACCUCAAAGCAUUGCCUCGCAAAUAACUCCUAGCUCAAGACAUCUCCAAACAUUAAAAUCACCCGCGUUCAUUAAGAAGCCCCCGAAAAAGAGCAAAAGUUCGCCUAAGCCUUCUGAGGAUGACUUUUUUGGCGAAUGGGAUGAUUUUGAGGACGGGUUUGCAGAAAAGCCUCAAGUGAAAACUACUGUUUCGGCGCAUAGGAAUGGGGUGAGAACCAAUGAAACCACAUCUUAUACUAAAACAGGGCAAACAACACAGUUGCAAUCCACCGUUCGCCCGACCAAUAUCCCCCCACCCUCUGUCUUGCUCUCAGUCUUCCCCUCUCUUUUAGAGGAAUUCCGCGGACAGCUUGAUGGUUCGAAACAGGGAACUGCGACCUCCAAAUCCGAAUUUGCCACCAAUCUGGUUCAAACGCUUAGAGCAGCUUCCCGGAUCAUUGCAGGUCGCACUCUACGGUGGAAAAGGGAUGCAAUAUUGAGCCAAAGCAUGAAGAUUGGUCCAGCGCAGUCUGGAAAAAGUAGUGGAAUGAAACUGGGCUCCGUUAGCAAAGGUGAAUCCAUCAAAGAGGAACAAGAAGCUGUUGGCGUCCUUGAAGUUUGGCGCCAUCAUGGAUCUGCAUUCAAUUCGAUCAUACAAUCGGCAGGUGAACGGCCUGUUCCCGUUAUAAUAGACAAGAUUCGCAUCAUUACAGCGAGUACAGCGCAAGGUGCGCUCAAAGCUUCCCAUGCUUGUGCUUUGUGUGGUUUGAAGAGGGAUGAGAGGUUACCCAAACUAGAUGAUGAUGCACAAGACAGCUUUGGAGACUGGUGGAUUGAACACUGGGGCCAUACGGAUUGCAAAUGGUUCUGGGAAGAGAAUUCAAGUAAACUUCAUCAACGUUGA
Messenger RNA from Talaromyces marneffei, 1353 nucleotides. RefSeq lists its product as uncharacterized. The record is from RefSeq and is a predicted model, not a curated record. The transcript has a single exon. Bases 1 to 1353 code for a protein of 450 amino acids. NCBI's taxonomy places the organism in Eukaryota, Fungi, Ascomycota, Eurotiomycetes, Eurotiales, Trichocomaceae.